AUGCAUAACUUAGAUAAGCAUAAUUUAGACAUAGAUUUUGAUUUCCUAAAUUUAACACCACUAAAAAAAGAACACCAGCCAGAAAAAAUUCAUAAAGAAUUCAGAAGUCUUAACAUCCGGGGAAUGGUGGAUGACUUUUAUAGCACAUGUAUAGAUUGGCAUAAAGAAAAUAUAUUUUAUGUAGUAGAAGGAACAGUAUAUGCUUAUAAUUUCUAUAGUGAGAUUACUAAAAGUAUAUUCACCACUAAUAUUAGUAUUACAUCUGUAAAAUAUUGUAGUAAACAACAAUCAAUAGUGUGUGGAACAUCAUUAGGAACAGUGUUUUUUAUAGAUGAGAAUACAUUAAAGGUGACUAAAAAGUUAAUUCAUAAGUCAAGAAUAGGAGUGAUAAAAAAUUUCCAAAAUAGAGAAUAUUUUGAAUAUGCAAUAAUAACAGGCAGUAGAGAUAGAAAAACAAAGAUAAUUGACACGAGAAUAAAAGAACCAGCAAUGAUAUUUUCAUCACACACCCAAGAAGUGUGUGGAAUAGCACAGUCAAAUCUACUAGCAACAGGAGGAAAUGAUAAUAGAGCAUUUAUAUAUGAUUUGAGAACAACAAUCCCAUUUGGGAAAGUAAAUGAACAUAAAGCAGCAAUAAAAGCAAUAGACUGGACAAUAAAAGGAAACAAUCUAAUAACAGGAGGAGGGUCAGCAGAUAAAACAAUAAAAGUAUUUUCAAUAAAUAAAAAAGUAGAAAUGAUAAAAAAUAUACAAUUCACUAAUCAAGUAACUAAUUUGAAGUGUUUAUCAGACAAUUCAAUAAUUUGUACAUUCGGAUAUUCAGAUAACGACAUAAAGAUACUAAAGAAUUAUAAAGUAGAGAAAGUCUAUGAAGGACAUAAAAAUAGAGUAAUUCAUUUUGGAAUAAAUGAAGAUCAAAAGUAUAUUGCGACAGGAAGUGGAGAUUUUAAAAUAAAAUUUUGGAAAAUUGGAGAAGAAAAUGAUUUAAAGAAAAUAAAAUAA
Hepatospora eriocheir is the source of this 1002-nucleotide messenger RNA. The record is from the annotation of a GenBank genome assembly. NCBI's taxonomy places the organism in Eukaryota, Fungi, Microsporidia, Hepatosporidae.